AUGGACCGAUCUACCAUAAAAGAUGCAAUCAUUCGCAGAUACCGGCAACCGCAGAUGACUCCGGGUGACUCUGAAAGCAGUAUAUUAUGUCCACAGCGCUCCCUUAUCACUGAUAGCCUAGAGGAGUCGCUCAGAACCGCACAGCAAUUGAAAUUUGGCGCUUAUUGUGAAGUGCUGAAACAAAGCUACCGACCUCCUAGAUGCGGUCAUCACCGCCUUGCACAAGGAAGCACAGUCAUCGAGGUGUCACUUUGUACCUUGCAGUUGAUAAAGUUUUUGCGAUGGGCUUUUCGAACCGCUCUUGCGGUAUUUUGA
Messenger RNA from Brugia malayi, 315 nucleotides. RefSeq lists its product as uncharacterized. The transcript is spliced from 2 exons. Bases 1 to 315 code for a protein of 104 amino acids. The record is from RefSeq and is a predicted model, not a curated record. NCBI's taxonomy places the organism in Eukaryota, Metazoa, Nematoda, Chromadorea, Rhabditida, Onchocercidae.